UGGUCAGCUUCAGUCUCCAGCCGUGGGGGGCCCCCUGCUAAGGCCAGCCCUGUCAAUGAGUGACCAGAGAUUCCUGUAGUUCAGCCUCCUGCUGUUCCUGGGUUAGGGAGAGACAGCACUAACUAAACUCAUUGAAUCAGAACAGCACUUGUCCAUCUCAAAGAGGAAAAAUUAUUUUUUGCUAUCCACCCCAGCUGGAAUUUAGACCAGACUUACAGGCUUUCUGCUCCUUCCUUCAGUGAAGAAGAGUCUCCAGGGUCCCUCUAGUGCAGGUCAAAGAAGUCCAGAAGUCUAGCUGAGUUCAGCUCCCUAGGGUCUCCCCAGCCAGUCUCCUGGGCCAAGAGCUGGCUUUGCAAGAAAACAUCCUACUAAAGCCCUGGGAAAAGAGACAAACGGUGAAGAGGAGAAUGAAAGAUUUCAGGAGGGAGCUCCUGUUUUAGCCCUGCCACCUACCUGGGGGCCCUCUGGCUACCAGUGUCCUUGGAGGGCCUCCUUGCUGCUUCUCCCACUAAGGAGCUCUGGAGCCUUAGGACCAUGGACACUCUCAACAGGAACCAAAUAGGCCCUGGAUGCAAGACCCAGACCAUGGUGCAGAAAGGACCCUUGGACCUGAUCGAGACAGGCAAAGGGCUGAAAGUGCAAACGGACAAACCCCACCUGGUGAGCCUGGGCAGUGGGCGACUCAGCACAGCCAUCACCCUCCUGCCGCUGGAGGAAGGGAGGACGGUGAUUGGCUCUGCAGCCAGAGACAUCUCACUACAGGGCCCAGGCCUGGCUCCAGAGCACUGCUACAUCGAGAACCUGCGGGGCACCCUCACCCUCUACCCCUGUGGCAAUGCCUGCACUAUUGAUGGUCUCCCUGUCCGGCAGCCUACCCGGCUCACUCAGGGCUGCAUGUUGUGCUUGGGUCAGUCCACCUUCCUUCGCUUUAACCACCCGGCUGAAGCCAAGUGGAUGAAAAGCAUGAUUCCAGCAGGGGGCCGAGCCCCUGGGCCCCCCUACAGCCCUGUUCCUGCAGAAUCAGAAAGUCUGGUAAAUGGGAACCACACCCCACAGCCUGCAACACGGGGACCCUCGGCCUGUGCCAGCCACAGUUCCCUGGUGAGCUCUAUUGAGAAGGACCUGCAAGAGAUCAUGGACUCACUGGUGCUAGAGGAGCCUGGAGCUGCUGGCAAGAAGCCUGCCACAACCUCUCCACUGUCGCCGAUGGCUAAUGGUGGGCGCUACCUGCUGUCUCCCCCAACCAGCCCUGGUGCCAUGUCUGUGGGCUCCAGCUAUGAGAACACCUCUCCAGCCUUCUCUCCACUCUCUUCACCAGCCAGCAGUGGAAGCUGUGCCAGUCACUCACCCAGUGGGCAAGAGCCAGGACCUUCUGUGCCCCCACUGGUACCUGCCCGUUCCUCCAGCUACCAUCUGGCCCUGCAGCCCCCACAGUCCCGCCCAAGUGGUGCUCGCUCUGAGAGUCCUCGGCUGAGCAGGAAAGGGGGCCAUGAGAGGCCUCCCAGCCCUGGCCUCCGGGGUCUGCUAACAGACAGCCCUGCAGCUACUGUGUUGGCGGAGGCCCGGAGAGCCACUGAGAGCCCCCGGCUGGGUGGGCAGCUGCCUGUGGUGGCCAUCAGCCUGAGUGAAUACCCAGCUUCUGGUGCUCUCAGUCAACCCACCAGCAUUCCUGGCAGCCCUAAGUUCCAGCCUCCAGUCCCUGCUCCCCGAAACAAGAUUGGCACACUCCAGGACCGCCCUCCCAGCCCUUUCCGUGAGCCUCCAGGCAGUGAGCGGGUGCUAACAACUAGCCCCUCACGCCAACUGGUGGGCCGAACAUUUUCAGAUGGGUUAGCCACCCGUACCCUGCAGCCUCCUGAGAGUCCCCGCCUGGGCCGGCGGGGCCUGGACAGUAUGCGAGAACUACCCCCCUUAAGUCCAUCUCUGUCCCGGCGAGCCCUCUCCCCACUGCCCACUCGGACCACCCCAGAUCCCAAGCUAAGCAGGGAAGUGGCAGAGAGUCCUCGGCCCCGGCGCUGGGCAGCCCAUGGGGCUUCACCAGAGGACUUCUCCCUGACGCUGGGGGCACGGGGCCGUAGGACACGGAGCCCCUCACCCACACUGGGUGAGUCUCUGGCACCCCGCAAGGGCAGCUUCAGUGGCAGGCUGAGCCCAGCCUACAGUCUGGGCUCUCUUACUGGGGCUUCACCCUGCCAAAGUCCCUGUGUCCAGAGGAAGCUCUCCAGCGGGGACUUGCGGGUGCCUGUCACAAGGGAGCGGAAAAAUAGCAUCACAGAGAUCAGUGACAAUGAGGACGACCUCCUGGAGUACCACCGGCGACAGCGCCAAGAGCGGCUCCGGGAGCAGGAGAUGGAGAGGCUGGAACGCCAGCGCCUGGAGACCAUCCUGAACCUGUGUGCCGAAUACAGCCGGGCUGAUGGGGGAUCUGAGGCCGGGGAGCUCCCCAGCAUUGGGGAGGCCACCGUAGCAUUGGCACUGGCAGGCCGGAGGCCCUCACGAGGCCUUGCAGGGGCCUCUGGGCGGAGCAGCGAGGAGCCUGGAAUUGCCACCCAACGCCUGUGGGAGAGUAUGGAGCGCUCAGAUGAGGAAAAUCUCAAGGAGGAGUGCAGCAGCACUGAGAGCACCCAGCAGGAGCACGAAGACACACCUAGCACCAAGCUCCAGGGAGAGGUGCUAGCCCUGGAAGAGGAGCGGGCUCAGGUGCUGGGGCGCGUGGAGCAGCUCAAGGUCCGUGUGAAGGAGCUAGAGCAGCAGCUGCAGGAGUCAGCCCGAGAGGCCGAAAUGGAGCGAGCACUGCUGCAGGGAGAGAGGGAGGCAGAGCGGGCACUGCUGCAGAAGGAGCAGAAGGCAGUGGAUCAACUGCAGGAGAAGCUGGUGGCCUUGGAGACAGGCAUCCAGAAGGAGAGGGACAAGGAGAGGGCGGAGCUGGCCGCGGGACGGAGGCACCUGGAGGCCCGCCAGGCGCUCUACGCCGAGCUCCAGACGCAGCUCGAUAACUGCCCCGAGUCAGUGCGGGAACAGUUACAGGAGCAGCUGAGAAGGGAGGCAGAGGCCCUGGAGACUGAGACAAAGCUCUUUGAGGACUUGGAGUUCCAGCAGUUGGAGCGGGAGAGCCGCGUGGAGGAGGAGCGUGAGCUGGCCGGUCAGGGGCUGCUCCGGAGCAAGGCUGAGCUGCUCCGCAGCAUCACCAAGAGGAAGGAGCGCCUGGCCGUCCUGGACAGUCAGGCUGGGCAGAUCCGGGCUCAGGCCGUGCAAGAGUCAGAACGCCUGGCCCGGGACAAGAAUGCCUCCUUACAGCUGCUGCAAAAGGAGAAGGAGAAACUGACUGUGCUGGAAAGGAGAUACCACUCACUCACGGGGGGCAGGCCUUUCCCGAAGACUACAUCGACCCUCAAAGAGGCCGAGCUGCUCAUCUCCGAGUCCUCAGAGAUGGGGCUGGGGACUAAGGCUCUGGGCCUUUUCCCAGGGUCUUCUCAGGCUGGGGCCUCCUCUGUCUCUUUAACCCCACCUGCUUCCACUCUUCUCUGCCCCAAAGCACAAGAGUACGUGAUGCUUGAGCAGCUAAAGGUGAUGCGGGACACCUCGCCCAUGCCCCCAGCCCCUGUGCCAGGCCUUUCUCCCUGGGCCUCCGCCUCCCGGGACCUGGUUCCCACCACCUGCCUUCCUCCCAUGCCGCCCUCCUCCUCGUUUGCUUCCAUCACGCCUUCACCCAAGAUGGAGAAGCUGCUGCUCCCUGCUGUAGACUUAGAGCAGUGGUACCAGGAGCUGAUGGCCGGGCUGGGGACUGGCCCCACUGCAGCCUCCCCUCACUCUUCUCCCCCGCCUCUGCCCGCCAAAGCUUCCCGUCAGCUGCAGGUUUACCGCUCCAAGAUGGAUGGCGAGGCCACUAGCCCCCUUCCCCGGACCCGCAGCGGCCCCCUCCCCUCCUCCUCUGGCUCUUCCUCCUCCUCCUCCCAGCUCAGCGUGGCUACCCUGGGGCGUAGCCCCUCCCCAAAGAGCGCUCUACUCACCCAGAAUGGCACGGGCAGCCUUCCUCGCAACCUGGCAGCCACGCUGCAGGACAUCGAGACCAAGCGCCAACUAGCUCUGCAACAGAAGGGACAACAGGUGAUUGAAGAGCAACGGCGGCGACUGGCUGAGCUGAAGCAGAAAGCGGCAGCUGAGGCACAGUGCCAGUGGGAUGCCCUGCACGGGGCAGCCCCCUUCCCAGCGGGCCCCUCGGGCUUCCCCACUCUCAUGCACCACUCUAUCCUACACCACCUGCCUGCGGGGCGGGAGCGUGGGGAGGAGGGUGAGCACGCCUACGAUACACUGAGUCUGGAGAGCUCUGACAGCAUGGAGACCAGCAUCUCCACUGGGGGCAACUCGGCCUGCUCCCCUGACAACAUGUCCAGUGCGAGUGGUCUGGACAUGGGGAAGAUCGAGGAGAUGGAGAAGAUGCUGAAAGAGGCUCACGCAGAGAAGAACCGGCUCAUGGAGUCGAGGGAGCGGGAGAUGGAGCUGCGGCGGCAGGCCCUGGAGGAGGAGCGGCGGAGGCGUGAGCAGGUAGAACGGAGGCUACAGAGUGAGAGUGCCCGGAGGCAGCAGCUGGUGGAGAAGGAGGUCAAGAUGCGGGAGAAACAAUUUUCCCAGGCACGACCCCUGACCCGCUACCUGCCAAUCCGGAAGGAGGACUUUGACCUGAAGACACAUAUUGAGUCAUCAGGCCAUGGUGUUGAUACCUGCCUGCACGUGGUGCUCAGCAGCAAGGUCUGCCGUGGCUACUUAGUCAAGAUGGGCGGCAAGAUUAAAUCAUGGAAGAAGCGCUGGUUUGUCUUCGACCGGCUCAAGCGCACCCUUUCCUAUUAUGUAGACAAGCAUGAGACGAAGCUGAAGGGAGUCAUCUAUUUCCAGGCCAUUGAGGAAGUGUACUACGACCACCUGCGCAGUGCAGCCAAGAAGAGGUUUUUCCGCUUCACUAUGGUGACUGAGAGCCCAAACCCAGCCCUCACCUUCUGCGUGAAGACCCAUGACCGGCUGUACUACAUGGUGGCCCCAUCUGCAGAGGCCAUGCGCAUCUGGAUGGAUGUCAUCGUCACAGGGGCUGAGGGCUACACUCAGUUCAUGAACUAACUGCUGUGGGCCUCCUGGCAGAGCACAACUGAGGCUUUUGUAUAAGAAGACUUUAAUAUUCUGUAAAGAGCUUGGUCCUGUGAGUUUCUGGGCUCUGGCCUCCUGAAGAACCAGCCAGAAGAAGAAAAGUGGAAGUGGCUUUGCUGCCUCCUGGGAGCCCAGAACUUGCAGUAACCCUUUAGGGUCCUGUCUCGGGCCCAGCCAGGGCUGAGGAGCUGUUACAGAGAGGGCCUCAGCUCCGACCUGACACCUGCUCUCCCCAGCCUGUUUUCUCUUUUCUAAAAGACAAAUUAUGGUACCAUAAGCUGCCAAAGAUCCCCUCCUGCCUCAGACCCCUUUGCCAGGGGCUUUGGGGGCUAAGCAGAACCACAUCCAGAGUGGGGUAAUAGCUCAGGCAGCCCACUUCCCACUUCUCAAACCCCACUCUGCCCCAUUGUUCUCCUUUCCCAUAUCCUUUGUAUCACCUUGCUCAAGGGCCAGAGAUCUCAAGUGUCAUCCUUGAGGUCCCAGCUCCAUCCCCUAGUUGCAGACCCAUCACCAUGGUUACCAUAGCGACUGCUUCAUUGCCAUGGUUACAUACUAAUUGCUGCAGUUCUGUGGCCCAGCCCACUGCUUCAGCUAUGGGCCAUCUGAGGGUACGUGCCAUCAUCUCUCCAGCCCAGGCCCCUGGGCAUCUCAUGCUGGGGGAAAGGGACUGAACACCUGUUCCCUGCCCCAUGCCUGUGUCUUCAGCCCUUAUGCACAGCCUGCCAGCCCCCCAGUCCAGCCCUCUCCCUUCCACUGGUGCCUUGCUUAGAGCCAGAAGGGAUGAAGCCGGGGGAUCUAGGGAACAGAGGAGGAGCAAUGCGGUUGGGAGGGGAAGCUAGAAAGGUUAUAGUUGAGUUCUGUACAGGGUCGAGUUUCCGACAGGGAAAGAGGAUUCCUCUGAUGCUCCUAGAGGGAAAGCCUGAGCAGGAGAUGAUGCAGCAGAGGGGAAGGGCCCUGUGGUGCCACUGCCCUUCCUUCAGCCUCCGAAGGGCGAUGGAAAUGGAGAGUGGAGGACCAGGCCUCCAGCUGUCCGGCCUCGCCCUUCACGCCUUAACACAAAGCCCACCUCCCCUUCUCUCCUUCCCAGCAUUGAGCCCUUGGUUGCGUGGGCCCAGGCUGGGGGUUUUCAGUAUUUGUAAGCAUUUCAGCAGAACAAUAAAGCCUUUGGACUACG
Messenger RNA from Cercocebus atys (sooty mangabey), 6313 nucleotides. It is a transcript of the gene PHLDB1, whose product is annotated as pleckstrin homology-like domain, family B, member 1. The coding region runs from base 535 to 5112 and encodes 1525 amino acids. The record is from RefSeq and is a predicted model, not a curated record. Lineage: Eukaryota; Metazoa; Chordata; Mammalia; Primates; Cercopithecidae. The transcript has 27 exons. Gene Ontology annotation, cellular component: basal cortex. Gene Ontology annotation, molecular function: protein binding. Gene Ontology annotation, biological process: regulation of microtubule cytoskeleton organization.